AUGAAUCUGGAGGCAAAGACCGUACAUCCAUUCUUUUCUAAACCCCCUAACGGUCAGGUACCAAAUCCUUCACAACCCAAGAAUAAUGCCUCGGCGAACAACGUCCAAGACGCCCCCGAAUCCACGGAUACAGACUCUAAGCCUAGUAAAGGCCGCAAGAAGAGGGCACCAACCAAUGAUGGAGUAAAAGAGAAAAACUUUGUAUCUCACUUAAAGAACCAGGCAUCUCUGGAUCGCUUUACUCGGCCUCCACCGGCACAAGCAACGAAUGGGGAUAUUGUGGAUGGCAUAAGCGACUCUGUCGAAAUUUCCUUGGAGGUAGAUCCCAACCACGAUCGAAGAAAAAGGCAAAAGACGCAAUCUCCAGAGCCCUUGCUCGAUUCAUCGGCCUUGGCACAACUUGAACCGACUUCUCUGGACUGGCACCAACAAUUACAGAUACAGGUCGAUGGACCAACGGACUUGGAUUUACGGCCAAACACCCAUGUGCAUACCGACGUGAAUAUGACUGGUGUGCCCGAAGCGAUUGAAUAUGACCAGAAGGAACACUCAAACACAUCCACCACACCCAGUACGCCGUCACUGCCAACUCACCCGGAGCCAGUCGCUGUUCCGUCUGAACCCCCACUGGACGAGCCAAAGAACGUAACACCAAAGAAGCAAAUCAAAAUCACCAAAAGCGGUAGACUUGUCUCUAGCCCACCAAGAUUAGCAGUAGAUCCGAUAUCACCUCCAAAGAAGAGAAGAGGUCGGAAGCCCAAGCAUGCUAAAGUCCUUCCUACAGUGACGGUUAUCAAAUAUGGCACAGACCCAGCGAGUCGAUCUGCCAUUGGCCAAAAGAUCGAAGAGAUCCUGAGUGCAAAGAGGAAAUCGACUAAACGCGAAGCAUCUCAGAAGAACGCACAGCCGAAACCAGCUGCAUCGUCGAAAGUAACGCAUCCUUUCUUUCUUGGCAAGGCUCAGAAGGACGCCCCUCCAGUCAAAGUCGUCACAGAGCUGCCCGCCGCGACCCCCAGGAAAAGUGCGGUCACUCCUGGGAAGUUGCGUGCCGAGACUCGUAGAGACGAAUCACCAGAGCCCACCUCGUUCUAUCAUAGGGGACUACAAACAAGCAAAGCUGGCAAACAAUCUGGUCUCAACGAGCCCUUGUGGCCAACUAGCGAAAAUGUGCAUGUUCGUAAUAUGGAGCCGACGAACUUGCCAACGCGCCUGGAUAAUUCCAACUGUGUGCAACUAGCAUUGAGGCCACGAAAGAUGAAGAAUGCUGUUGUAUCCCUUCCAGGACAUGAAUAUAUGAUUGCAAGACUUGCACUGGAUCUUUCCAAGGAUCAAACCCGGAAAAACCAAGACCGUACGACCGAAUUUGCACCUCCUCAAGAUGUCCGACUUCCAACACGUCUACUCACCACAGGUCCCAAUAUUAAGCGUAGAGUACAUGAGCAGCUGUUGGCUAGAUCACCCUCCCUAGCUAUUACCGGGCAACAACAAUCAUUCCACAGAGCCGUUGUAGAUCUCCUUAGACAAAUUGAGUACAAUCUCACACCCUUUGAUGAGGGAAAGUGUGAGGUACAAUCCUGGACGCAAAAGUAUUCCCCAAAGUCUUCGGCUCAUGUGCUGCAGACAGGCACAGAUGCAGUAGUUCUCAAAGAUUGGUUGCAAAGUCUAACAGUCAUGACUGUGAGUGGUGCAUCAAAAACCGCUGCUACAGUAGAUGUGAAACAGCCACCCCGGAAGAAACGCAAGAAGGCCUUUGAUGACUUUAUUGUGCCAGACGAUGAAGAAGAGGAGGAAGAAGACAUGGUGAUGCUGCCUCAUGUAGAGGGGAGAAGCUACAUGGAGCUAGGGUCUUUCAGACGGCCACAAUGGACGCGUGAUAAGAAUGUCAUACUUAUCAGCGGGCCUCACGGAUGUGGCAAAAGUGCAACCGUUCAUGCGGUGGCUAAAGAGAUGGGAUUUGAAGUCUUCGAGAUCCAUGCCGGAAUGCGCCGCUCAGGCAAAGAUAUUCAGGACAAAGUUGGCGACAUGACCGGAAACCAUCUAGUGAACCACAAACGCAACGCAGCAUCGAUCCAAGAGCCUUCUCAACCCGUAGAGAAUGCGGAAGAAGAGCAUGUCGAUGCGCUUGAAAAAGACAUCAGUAGCGGCCGGCAAGGGACCAUGACCUCUUUCUUUCAAGCAAAGGCCAAAGCAACGGUUCCAAAACCAAAGCCACAACCACACGAAAUCAAGAAGGUAGCACCAUCACCGGCCCAAGCUACGCUUCCACUCACAACAACGUCACGUACAUCUCAGAAGCAAUCUCUGAUUCUCAUUGAGGAAGCCGACAUUCUAUUCGACGAGGACCAGCAGUUCUGGGCACAGAUCACAAAGAUUGCAUCGCUUUCCAAACGUCCCAUCGUUAUCACUUGUAACGAUGAAAGACAAAUACCAAUGCACGACCUACCACUUGCUGCUGUCUUGCGACUUCAACCUCCUCCUGUGGAACUCGCCACGGACUACCUACUUGUUUUAGCUGGCAGGGAAGGACACAUUCUUGCGCGACAAGCUGUGAAGGAGCUUUACCAAUCCAAAGGCUGUGAUCUCCGAGCUAGUAUCAUGGAGCUUGACUUUUGGUGUCAAAUGUCCGUUGGAGACAGAAAGGGUGGCUUGGAGUGGACGUAUCAGCGCUGGCCGCCAGGCAAAGACGUUGAUAAACAUGGUCAAACGCUGAGAGUUGCUAGUGAGGGCACAUAUCAAUCCGGCAUGGGUUGGCUCUCGCACAACAUCUUUGAGGCCUCCACCAACACCGCCUUCGACAAGGAAGAAGAACUCCUGCAAGAAGUCUGGACAGAUUGGGGCAUCAGCCCUUCAGACUGGGGAGCCCCAAUGAUGAGCAACCAACAGAUGCUCAACACACAGAACGCAGAGCCAUCCCACCGCCUGCAAGCUCUCGACAGUCUAGACGCAUAUACUGAGUCUCUCAGCGCAGCAGAUAUCUUCAGCCGCGUAGACCUCCCCUCCUACAGCCCUUCCCACACCCAACCCACCGACGCCUCCCAACCCCCCAUCCCCGAAAAAUCCCGUCAAAACUACACCCUCGCAGCCCCCCUUCUCCAAAUCGACCACACAACCGACUUCCUCCACCUCUCCACCGCCCUAACCCUCCAAACCCACCUCCUCAUCCACCGCACCUACCCAGCUCUCUCCCAAACCCGCUGCACUCCCUCCCCCAGCCCCUCCUCACCAACCUCCGAGCCCGCCUACGCCAAAGCAAUCUUACGCCACGAACAACUCAAAACCUCGAAACAACACCUUACCCGCGCAGACUUCGCAGCAGCACUAGACUGCCUCGCCGCGCCCCCCGAUCAACUCAUGCCAGAACGCACCUCCUUCACCCUCACCCCCUCAUCCUUCGAUCGAAAUUUCAGCAUCAUCACGCUCGACCUCGCCCCCUACGUCCGCAGCAUCGUCGCCCACGAGCAGAGUCUCGAGCAGAUCCGCGCGCGAAUGUCCGACGUACUCGGUCCUACUACCACCACCACCACCACUACCGGUGGCCUAGGCCCAGCGCGCAAGCCGCGGACUACGCGGGCGAGUCGGGUUGCGCUUGAGGGCGGGGUUCGCGAGAGCAAGAGGCGAGAGCGGUGGUUCGAGGCGCUGGGCGAGUUCGAAGGCGUGAUGAGGACGGGUGGGCGGACGUGGGCGGGGAUGGGGUGGCGGGGCGAAGAGAAGGAUGAAGUUGCUAGUUUGGUUGGUUCGGAGCGGGAUGGGGAGUUUGAAGUUGAUGAGGAUUAUGUCAUGGGUGGGUAA
This is a messenger RNA of Bipolaris oryzae ATCC 44560, 3789 nucleotides long. RefSeq lists its product as uncharacterized. The transcript has 2 exons. The coding region runs from base 1 to 3789 and encodes 1262 amino acids. NCBI's taxonomy places the organism in Eukaryota, Fungi, Ascomycota, Dothideomycetes, Pleosporales, Pleosporaceae. Gene Ontology annotation, cellular component: nucleus. The record is from RefSeq and is a predicted model, not a curated record. Gene Ontology annotation, molecular function: ATP hydrolysis activity; DNA binding.